AUGACCAUUGAUGACUGUACCCUCAAACCUCAAACCAACUACAUCCACCAUCUCAAACUGCUGGGCCAGACCUUCACCCUCAGGGUUCUACUGCUGGGCCAGACCUUCACCCUCAGGGUUCUACUGCUGGGCCAGAUCUUCACCCUCAGGGUUCUACUGCUGGGCCAGACCUUCACCCUCAGUGUUUUACUGCUGGGCCACACCUUCACCCUCAGGGUUCUACUGCUGGGCCAGACCUUCACCCUCAGGGUUCUACUGCUGUGCCAGACCUUCACCCUCAGGGUUCUACUACUGGGCCAGACCUUCACCCUCAGGGUUCUACUGCUGUGCCAGACCUUCACCCUCAGGGUUCUACUGCUGGGCCAGAUCUUCACCCUCAGGGUUCUACUGCUGGGCCAGACCUUCACCCUCAGUGUUUUACUGCUGGGCCACACCUUCACCCUCAGGGUUCUACUGCUGGGCCACACCUUCACCCUCAGGGUUCUACUGCUGGGCCAGACCUUCACCCUCAGGGUUCUACUGCUGUGCCAGACCUUCACCCUCAGGGUCCUACUGCUGGGCCAGACCUUCACCCUCAGGGUUCUACUGCUGUGCCAGACCUUCACCCUCAGGGUUCUACUACUGGGCCAGACCUUCACCCUCAGUGUUUUACUGCUGGGCCACACCUUCACCCUCAGGGUUCUACUACUGGGCCAGACCUUCACCCUCAGUGUUUUACUGCUGGGCCAGACCAUCACCCUCAGUGUUCUACUUCUGGGCCAGACCUUCACCCUCAGGGUCCUACUGCUGUGCCACACCUUCACACCAGACGCUGGACUUGCAAGAGGAGAAACCUGCAGUCUCUCUAAUCAUCUAGAUCUCUGCCUGUCCACCACCAUGUACCUUUACCUCCUCAUCCUCCUCCAACUCCUUUCCUCUGCUGGAGCCUCUGAGAGUGGUAUUGUGGGUGGUAAGAUAGCUAAGCCCCACUCUAGGCCCUAUAUGGUCUCUCUGCAACACAGAGGAUACCAUGUUUGUGGAGGAAUGCUCAUCCGGGAGGACUUUGUCCUGACUUCAGCACACUGCUUAAGGAAUGCUUAUCCUUUAACGGUGGUGCUUGGAGCCCAAGACUUAAAGAAGUGGAAGAAGAGCUGUCAGAAGAUUCAGGUGUCACAUUACCAUCGGCAUCCCUUACAUGAGAAUAUAACGCAGAAUAGUUAUGACAUCAUGCUACUGAAGCUAAAGACCACAGCUCGUCUAACCCAGUAUGUGACGGUCGUUGGACUCCCAAAGGAGGAUGAACAUAUCCCAGCAUCCCCCAAGUGCUCCGUAGCUGGUUGGGGCAAGACUAACUCGAACAACAAGCAGGGUUCGGACGUUUUGAUGGAAGUGGCGGUGACGGUGGAGGAUAACUCUGAAUGCAAGAGCGUGUGGCAGAAAAACUUUGACAUAAAUCAAAUGAUGUGCACUCGUACUACCGGAGGGAAAGGAUUUUGUCAGGGAGAUUCAGGGGGACCUCUUAUUUGUAACAACAAGGCACAGGGUAUCGUUGCUUAUAAUUAUGCUAAGAGAUGUGAUGAUUCCCAAUAUCCUCAUGUGUACAUGAAAAUCCCUUUCUUUAUGCCCUGGAUUAAAGAGGUGUUGCACGGAUAUGGUGACAACAUGUCUUUAAACAAGCAGGAAUAAAUAACUAGAAAGCACUUUGAUUAUAGUGUACUAACAUAAUGGUAUCUAUUCCUGCAUAAAUACACUGCUCAUCAUGCCCUGGAUAGAGGACACAUUUCUGAUAGAGCUAAACCGUUACCCUUUCAUAGUUGUUAGAGAGAGAGACAGAGAGAAAGAGAGCGACAGAGACAGAGAGAGACAGA
Messenger RNA from Salvelinus namaycush (lake trout), 1847 nucleotides. Its product is annotated as plasma kallikrein-like. The coding region runs from base 1 to 1665 and encodes 554 amino acids. The record is from RefSeq and is a predicted model, not a curated record. The transcript has 7 exons. Gene Ontology annotation, biological process: proteolysis. Gene Ontology annotation, molecular function: serine-type endopeptidase activity. Lineage: Eukaryota; Metazoa; Chordata; Actinopteri; Salmoniformes; Salmonidae.